GAGGCCGCUGCCACUCCAGCGAGACCAUGAGGCCCCCGCUGUGGCCGCUGCUGGCACUGCUGCUGGCGCUCGCAGCGCGGGGGACGGCGGCGGGCGCGCCCACCUACCCGUGGCGGGACGCGGAGACGGGGGAGUGGCUGGCGUGCGACAAGUGCCCCCCGGGCACCUUCGUGCAGCGACCUUGCGGCCGGGACAGCCCCACGACGUGCGGCGCGUGCCCGCCGCGCCACUACACGCAGUUCUGGCACUACCUGGAGCGCUGCCGCUACUGCAACGUUAUCUGCGGGGAGCGCGAGGAGGAGGCGCGGCCGUGUGGGGCCACCCACAACCGCGCCUGCCGCUGUCUCCCCGGCUUCUUCGCGCACGCGGGCUUCUGCCUGGAACACGCGCUCUGCCCGCCCGGCGCAGGCGUGGUUGCCCCCGGCACCCACAGCCAGAACACGCAGUGCCAACCGUGCUCCCCGGGCACCUUCUCCGCCAGCAGCUCGAGCUCGGAGCGGUGCCAACCCCACCGCAACUGCACGGCCCUGGGCCUAGCCGUUAACGUGCCGGGAUCCCCGUCCCACGAUGCCCUGUGCACCAGCACGGGCUUCCCGCUCGGCUCGCUGGAGCCGGGGGCACUGGGGACCGAGGAGUGCCAGCGCGCCGUGGUCGACUUCGUGGCUUUCCAGGACAUCUUUCCCAGGAGGCUCCAGCGGCUGCAGCAGGCGCUCGCGGGCCCCGGGACGCGGAGUCCGCCGCCGCCGCAAAGGGAGGACCGCGCGGCGCUGCGGCGGAGGCUGUGGCGGCAGCUCACGGAGCUCCGCGAGGCGCGGCCCGGGACGCUGGGGGCGCGGCUGCUGCGGGCGCUGCGCGCGGCCAGGCUGUCCGGGCUGGAGCGCAGCGUCCGCGAGCGCUUCCUCCGCAGGCGCUGAGCACCCUCCCCGUUAUUUAUUCGCUCCCGGCCCGAGCCCCCCGCGUGGGCGGCCUCCAAGUCGCACCUAAAGAGGCUUUGGAUCCGGCCCCUGUGGCGUUAAAUUUAUUUUUCAUAAAGCCGAUUGGCAAACGAGUGUGGUGUCUGGCCGGCGCGCGGUGGGCACACCUGGCAGGGGACACCUGGGCGGGCUGCCCGGGCGCGGCCUGCUGCCUCCCCCCACCACCACCACUGGAACAGACCCUCGAUGGGGGGAGGGUUGUGGGAGACGGGGACAGCAGGUGGCAGCCGUCCCCAGGCCUCACUGCGUGAUCCUCCCCGCCCCAGUUGUGCUCUCAGUGGUUAGGACGGUGUGGAGGGAGGGUCGCCCACUCCCCGGGCUCUCACUGUGGAACAGAAGCCAGCCCGGAGUGGUCAACCCGCCAGCCCAUGCGCCCUGGGGCACCAGAAGCGUCCCCCUCAAGUUACCCCUUCUUUGGGCUCCACCCUCAAAGCAGCAGGGGAUUUCCCAGCAAGGGACCAGCCAAGACCUCCCGGUAGGACAGCGUGUCUCACUCGCUUUCUGGGAAACGUCGCUUUUCCCUUCUGGGGCAGGCUUGGAUGAGGGCUUGACUCAUCAAUCCAGGGCGACUCCCAGCCCUGGCUUGGCAGCCCCCUGCCUGACCCCCAGGGAGGGCCCCAGGGGAGGCAGGGUCACAGCCCCCCACUCCCCCAUGACUCACAUCAGCUGCAGCUGGUCCCCAUCCCCAGCCCUGACUCAUCCCUUUCCCAGCAUCUCCUCCUGGGCCCCAUCAGGGAGAGCAGCUGGGGUUGUGACCCUCAGACACGAAGCCACCAGGCCUCUGGAGGAACGGUGGACAGGAGCCACUCCAAUUGUCUUUAUUUCUUUCACCCACGGCUAGGCUCGUGGGGGGUUGGCAGCUCCUGCAGGGGCCGUGUGGGAGGGUCCUGAGGACCAGCCUUGCCUGGAGGGCCUCUGCUCCUGGACACAGGCCUGGAAAGGGAUUUCUAGAUGGCUCGCCCCAGCCCUAAGGGGGACCCCGCCCUUGACCGCCAGCUGGAAGCGCAGGCCCAGCACACCACCAGCCCAACCCCCGAGGUGGUAACUGCGGUCAUCCUAGGUGGGUGGCAGGCAGGCUUGCGGGGGGCAGGGGGGGGCUGCCCACCCCCAGCACAACCGCCUAGCUUCACCGUCCUUGCUGGGGAUCAAAACAAGGUGGCUGAGCCAGUGGCGGGGGCACACAGCCUCCCAGGCAGGUCUCCCCUGCCCCGUCCCGAGGCUGCAUCGGGACAAGGACGGAGGCGAACCCAGGUCUCCCUCGAGGUGACACCAGCCCCCCAGCCCGCCUCCAGGAUCAGGGAGGACAGAGGCUGAGGACAGCCAUGGCCCCCCAGCCCCCUCCGUGGGCACGAUGCAUGGAGCAACCCUGGGCACUGUGAAGGGCCCCACACCUCUGGAAAAACCCAGUUCCAAGCAGCUGCCACACAAGGCCCCACGAAGGUCCAGGCCAGCAGGCCUGCUGGACAGCAGCUCCAAAGCG
Messenger RNA from Balaenoptera musculus (blue whale), 2454 nucleotides. It is a transcript of the gene TNFRSF6B, whose product is annotated as TNF receptor superfamily member 6b. Gene Ontology annotation, molecular function: protein binding. The record is from RefSeq and is a predicted model, not a curated record. Lineage: Eukaryota; Metazoa; Chordata; Mammalia; Artiodactyla; Balaenopteridae.